AUUACAUGUUAUAAUUUAGGAGAACUAUUUUUGAUUAAAAUGAAGACGCAGUCAUGUGGAAAUAAGACAAUCAACCACCUCCCCUUCCCUUAUAAUAACAAGGUACAAUUCAAUUGUGCUUUAUCCAGGAAAUGUAUUGAUGAAAUAAUAUGACAAAUUUAUCCCAGUCUACUUGGAAAUAUGUCCUGAGAGAUUAUAUAAAAGGCUUUCUCCAAACCAGCUUGUAUACUGCACAUUAGACAAGUGCAGGUUGAGAAAAUUUACAUUUUAUGAUCAAGUUCUACCCCAUCACAAAUACGGCAUAGCAUUGCAAUAAAGAGACCAAUAGGAAACCUUCCUCAUAGAUUCAGCAGAUGAGUUCAGGAAAUGGUUUCUCUUAUUCAAAAGAUAUUGCGUUUUGGAUAAAUUCAAACAAAAAUUUAAAGUCCUAAACAAGUCUAAAUUGGAAGAUCCCUUGUUUGGACAAUGUUAUUAUAAUUGCAUCCACAGCAAUAAUUACAAAUUAGUAAAAAUAAUUGAUAAAGCAAAUAUAACGAAUUAUUAAUUACAAUGUUUAGGCAAAGAAAUUAGCAGUCUUCGUAAAUUGAGGUAUUAUUUAUCUAACCUAGUUCUCCUUUGAUAAUCUUCUUUAAUGAACUUUAUGAAGAUGACACCAAUAUUUACAUUGUAUACAAUCAUUAUUAGGGUUUGGACAUGAGGAGUUGGUUAAAGGAGAAUUCUCAAAAUUUGGAAGAGAGAUUGGUGGCUUAAAUUAUGUUCAAUCUUCUAACAGCCAUAUCUCACAUGCAUUCCAGAGGAGUGUUUCAUAGGGACAUCAAAUUGGAUAGUAUUCUAAUUCAGAGUCAAUUACCCUCGGUGUUAUUGACUAAUUUCUGUUAUUCAGAGACCUACAUCCCCUAAACCCCAUUCAAGAAGUGUGGAACUCCAGGAUUCAUUGCCCCAGAGAUCUUCAAAACAAAGUUGUACACCCCGAAAGCAGACAUGUUCAGUUUAGGCUGUUUGUUUUACGUGCUUUAUUUUGGGAAAAUCCCGUUCAGUGGAUCCUCAUAAGAAGAGAUACUGUCACGGAAUGAGGCUGCAGUAGUGGACUAUCAAAUUUAGUAAUGUCUUAUAGUUAAAGAAGGAAGUAACUAUGUAGGAAGGUGUCUUCUUCUGGGAUAAAUUUGUUGAAGGCUCUCUUGAUUUCAGAUCCAGAAUAGAGGUUGUCAGCUUAACAGGCUCUUCAGCAUCAUUGGUUCAUAAAGAUGGGCACUAAACAGCAGGCAAAGUUUCACAAGAAUAUUAUCAAGGGGAAGUCUCUUUCAACAAUAAUUGAGAAUUCAGUGGAUAUCACUCACAGGUACGAAGUGAUGUUAUUGUGUAGUAUGCAAUGUCAGAUACCGUCGAGCACUUUCAUUGAGGAUAAGGUGGAUAAGGAGUUCACGGCCGACAACUUGAAAGACAGACUGCAGAAAUUCAAUUCAAUUUAGUUAAAGCCUUCUAAGCAUAGACACUAGUAUUAUUAAUGA
This is a messenger RNA of Paramecium octaurelia, 1508 nucleotides long. The record is from the annotation of a GenBank genome assembly. NCBI's taxonomy places the organism in Eukaryota, Ciliophora, Oligohymenophorea, Peniculida, Parameciidae.